This is a messenger RNA of Aphanomyces invadans, 1844 nucleotides long. RefSeq lists its product as hypothetical. Gene Ontology annotation, cellular component: transcription repressor complex; nucleoplasm. NCBI's taxonomy places the organism in Eukaryota, Oomycota, Saprolegniomycetes, Saprolegniales, Verrucalvaceae. Gene Ontology annotation, molecular function: DNA binding. Gene Ontology annotation, biological process: DNA-templated transcription; regulation of cell cycle; regulation of transcription by RNA polymerase II. The transcript has 8 exons. The record is from RefSeq and is a predicted model, not a curated record. The coding region runs from base 99 to 1724 and encodes 541 amino acids.
CGACUGUGAAAGGUCCGAUUCAAUUUCAAACCCAGAGCGGCGUGCAAGUUGCGCGCGUAGAGACCGGUGAACUUGCGCCGUCAAGACAUCGAUACACCAUGGGGUGGAGCGAGCGCCUUGGACCGCGAUGGACAGAGUCGGAAGUGAAGGACUUCUUUGCGCUGUGGCGGCAACACUACACUAAAUCCGUUUCCCUUGAUCGCGUUGUUGCGGCAGUGUCGACAGAGCUACCGCAACGGACGCCAGACAUGGUGCGCGCGCUGAUUCAAAUGCACAAAGGGUUCUUGUCUUUGCCCAUGGCCACCGACGAAGGAUUGUUUGCCAUUCUCACAGAUCACUACGAAGCGCAAGCGGCGUGGGAAUCCGAGGCAGCAGAGCAACAGAAAGCUAUGGUAGCAUCGCCGUCCCGCCGAAAGGUGUCACGUCGGCACAACGCUGCCCUCUCACGGGAACUGCGGUCAUUCUCCGCUACUAUCGACAACGAAUUCUUUGCCCACAGCGAGUUCCACGACUGUUUGGUGCAGAUGAACAUGGGUCAUUUCCAGCACGCCAAGCGGACAGAAUGGUCAGCGAUUCGCGGGUCCAUGGGUCACCCGCGCCGCUUCAGCGCUACAUUUCUCAACGAGGAACGGCAGAAGCUGCUCCGGUACCGCAACGUCGUGAGAUACGCCCAGCGCAUGAACGAAUUUCCCGUGGAUAUUCGAUUUCCAUACAAGAUUUAUAGUCCCCUGAGCGUCGGCGCACCGGUGCGAGUGCUCCACCCGAAGACCCAUCAAACCUGCGUCGGCGUGGUGUGUGCUGUGCACAUUCUCGACAACGCGUACGAGGUCAUGGUGACGUAUACCGACCACAAGGAAAUACUUCGGUGCCCAGACACGUCUGUCAUGCUGCGCCAACACGUCAGCAACGACGCGAACAACGCCACGAUGGCAACGUACCAUCGGCCUUCCCUUUUAUACUGGCAACAAGCCCCUCCACCAGUGCCAAACGAGGUGUCGCCGCUUCCUUCGGGAUCCCAACGUGAACCUGCUCCAGCCGAGUCUGAUGCGUGCCUCGCCAUGUGUGCGGUCACAGCGCUCCUACAUCGAAAGGAACAGCUUCUGAUGCAUCUCAGUCGCAUGAACGACAAGGCGGCUAGCAUGUCAUCUGCGCUCGCACCCGUGACCCUCGUGUCUGGUAACGACAUUGUGCAAUUUCAAUCUCAGUACGCAUGGGUGCUUGUCAACUUGGACAUGACGAACCACAUGCUGACGACGGCGCUGUAUCGGAUGCAGCUGAGUGACCAUCACGAGGAUCUGUCGGCCGACCCUACGCCGUACCCGCUUUUCCAAGGCACAGACGGUGCCGACGCCGCGCUCAACAUCCAGCAACUCGAGUGGGCACACCAGUACAUACAUGCUGCGCACGAACGGUCCCGUGACCUCGUGGCAAGCACGAUUCGUCGGCUCACAGUCGACGAACGAUGCAACGACUCGAUUCAAGUGCCGCAACUCACCACGUCCGAGCUCAUCAUGAGCUGCAUGGACCUCGUCUUAACGUUACAGUGCGCCGUGGUCAAGAUGACAACCGGCGACCAAAUGCCGUUGUCGGCGAUGGUCGUACACAAGUUGCUGGACCGGAACCUCGAACUGCUCAAGCCACGUGCCCAAGCAAACAUGAGCUUGUACCACGAGAUCGUCCAGUCCGUCCAAGUACUCAAGAGUGUGCUGUUGGCGCACCAUUAGCACGAGCCAUCGCAGUCAGUGCCAUAGGUUGAAUGACUGGUAUACGAAGGGACUUGACAAGAGUUGUGUGAACAAAUGAACCUUAUGAAACGAGGCGCUGGUGCGCCUUACUUGCGAAAA